Branchiostoma floridae (Florida lancelet) is the source of this 2329-nucleotide messenger RNA. RefSeq lists its product as uncharacterized. NCBI's taxonomy places the organism in Eukaryota, Metazoa, Chordata, Leptocardii, Amphioxiformes, Branchiostomatidae. The record is from RefSeq and is a predicted model, not a curated record. The transcript is spliced from 10 exons. Bases 122 to 2329 code for a protein of 735 amino acids. Gene Ontology annotation, cellular component: membrane.
CAGCAGUCGCGUUUUCCCGCGAAAGACAGGGUUCUAUUUUCUCCUAUAAGCUUCAUACUUAAUGUGCACAAGUUUAGCGCAGCAGUUUUAUUUUGGAUACAUUUUCCAGUAGGACAGGUCCAUGGAAUAUGUGACUUUGAAACAAGAUGGACGGAUGACUGGUACAAAGAUGCGGAUGUACAGAUUUCUGCUGACGCUCGCGGCCCUUGUUACAGCUGCGAGGGCACAGUCGUGUGACUUUGACGCAGGAUGGUGCAGCUGGACUGACAACAAUGGGCAAAUGGCUUGGGAUCGAUUGGACGGACUUGGUCCAAACUACGCAGUUCAUGCAUCACACCCAAUGUUCCCAGGAAGUGGUCCAGCUGAUGAUCAUACACAGCCAGUGGGAAACGAAGGCUGGUAUGUGAUGUCAAGUUGUGGAGGCUCAACUCAAGCCGGUGAUACAUCCACUAUCACCAGCCCUGACAUAAUCGGCCCCUGUACGCUGGAGUUCUGGUACACCAUGUACGGAGUAGACCUGGACAUGACAGUCUACCUGCUGCAGAAGGGACAGAAGACACAGGUCUGGCACAAGGAGGAUGUGAACGACGAUUUCUGGCAGAGUGCAAAUGUACAGCUGUCUCCUCCUCUGCAGGAUGCUUAUCAGGUUGUUUUUGAAUCAGUAAGAGGGAUCAACUUCUUGUGCAACGUGGCUUUUGAUGACGUCAAGUUAGCUCCAGCCCCACUGUUGAAUUGUGACUUUGAGAAUAGUGGCCCCUGUGCCCUGAGACAAGACAUCAGCGAUGUAUUUGACUGGAGAUGGCAACAGGGUCUAACAGAGACUCGGGAGGAUCUCAUCAACAGGAACUUCACCAUCCUCGCACCACAUCUGAUCACAGGACCGGAGUACGACGUUACACUCGGACCAGGAGGAAAUGGUACUUACAUGUACGUAGAGUCGUCAGUCCAGGCUGCCGGUCACCACGCUCGCAUGUCGUCUACAGAACUCAGCGGACAGUGCCUGGAGUUUUACUUCCACAUGCUGGGACCCCAAACUGGUACGUUGAAGGUUUUUCAGCAGUCUGUGUACGAGAACGACACAGCAGAACAGCUGAUAUGGGAGGCGUCCGGUAGUCAGGGCGACGUGUGGCACAGAGCAGCGGUCAACCUCAACAUCACCAACAACUUCUAUAUUAGUUUUGAGGCUGUGGUGGGUGGUUACUACAGUAACAUCGCCAUCGACGAAGUCAAGACCAUGGCUCAACCCUGCAACUUCUCCGGCGGCUGGGGCGAGUGGGAGGACUGGACGGCCUGUGAUGCGGAGUGUGACGGCGGGACCCAGUCCAGGGCGGCGUACUGUGAGAACCCCUACCCUGUCUUCGGGCACGGGUGUGAGGGGGACGACGAUGGCGACAUGAAGAGGGUAGAAAUCAGGACGUGUAACACACAGCCUUGUCCCACUACCGCUGUGCCGACUACCCCUCCUAAAACAACCGAUGAAACAACGUUGGAGACAACCACCAUGACGACGCCUGAACCAACCACAACGGCGCAGACGACAACCGAAGAAACUACAACCAUGGCAACCACCACCAUGGAGACCACUGUAGAAACCACUGUCGUCACUACGCCAGAGCCAACCACAACAGAGGAACCAACAACCACUCCCAUGGCAACGACUACGGAAGAACCAACCACAACUGAACCAGAAGUGACGACAGAGGCUGAGGUAACCACGGUGGAAGAGACCACCACUGACGUCAUCACAACGACAGAGGAAGUGACAACAGCAGAAGUGACGACGGCGGAAGUUACGACAGCGGAAGUGACGACAGAAGAACCAACUACAACAACCUUGCUCACCACAACGACGGUAACAACAACCGUAGCGCCUACAACGGAACCCAUCACGACUGAACAACCAACGACUACACCACCGCCCACCACCAAACCUACCACAACAAAACCCACGACUACAGCCAAACCCACUAUUGCCACAACAACUACUAAAGUACCACCCACAACUCCACCCCUUAAGCCUGAUGUCACCACGCCACCAGGAAAACCCGUGACGCAGAAGCCAGCUCCGCCAGAGAAGACCGACAAGCCCGGAGGAGAGUUCGCCAACCUUCAGGGAGGGGAGGCGCCGAAGUCGAGCAACACGGGGAUGGUGGUGGGGGUGGUGUGCGGGCUGCUCGCUCUGCUGCUCCUCCUGCUCGCCCUCAUCCUCUUCAUCAGGAAGAAGAAACAGAAGAACGCGGGCAGAGUCUCCCCCUCGCCGGAGGAGUCGGAACUGCAGCCUCCACCACCAAGGCGCCACCAGUGGGAAGCUCCCGACUCGGAGGCGUAA